Messenger RNA from Strongylus vulgaris, 503 nucleotides. NCBI's taxonomy places the organism in Eukaryota, Metazoa, Nematoda, Chromadorea, Rhabditida, Strongylidae. The record is from the annotation of a GenBank genome assembly.
AUGGUUGAGGACAAGCCGAUUUCUGAGGAUACGGAAAUAAUUGAUAGCACUAAAAUCGGCUAUUGUAAAUACGGCAGUGGGCCCAACUCUGUGCUUUGCAUCUGUGGAGCUGUCGGAAGUUACAAAAAAGAUUGGCCAAGCUCGUUAUUGAAACACUUCGAUCCUGAUUUGGUAACACUCGUAUGCAUUGAUCCUCCCGGCUACGGUACUUCACGUCCUCCUGACCGUGUACAGGAAGUGAACCGAUGCAUGAAGGAUGCUGGCUAUUGUCUGAAACUUAUGGAGGCGAGCUUUUGCAUCCGCUCACCGUGGUUAUUUUCUUUAACAGAAAGAUUGGAAAUUAUUUUCAAAAAGCUUGAGCUUAUCCCGUUUACCGUGAUGGGCUGGUCCGAAGGCGCUCGAACAGCCAUACAUGUUGCAGGUCAGGGGAAAAAAGAAAAGGUAACACUCAAACAUAUCCAGCAUAUUUCCAGCCAUCUAUCAAGCAAGAACUUUCUCUGACA